AUGCCCUGCCCGAUAAGCAUCACCAAGUUCGUGGGGACCAUAUCCCUUGGUCUGUUGACGGGAACGUCCUACACUCUCCAAUCCAUAACUCUACCCUCCCUCGCCCUUCUCCCCUCCGCAUCUCUGGCAGCCCGCACCCUUGCCACAAUCCAGACCCAAUCCACGCGGCAGAUCCUCACUCUCGCGUCGAUCUCCUCUCUAUCUCUGAUCACUGCAUACACCCUCGCAAGCCCGCGAGGCCGCCACCCAUACCUCCUUUGGACUGCGCUUGUAAGCUUCAUUGGGGGACAAGGUGUCGAGUACUGGUUUAAUGGCUUCUCACGGUUCCCGUCCUGGGGUAUCGGUAGCCGAUCAAGUCGCCGCGGACAGAGUGGACAGGUGAAGGCCUCGCGGGUUGCAAGUCCUUCGGCGAGCGAUGAGAGCGGAUAUAUCGAAGUGGAAUCGGACAGCAGUGACGAACACCAAGUGAACGGCGAGAAGGUCGAGACGGAGAUGAUCCGGGAGCGCAAAGUGCAGAAGGUCCGAAGUUGGAUUGCCGGAGUUGGGUUUGCAAUGGGCGUCGUGGGUAUCUGGGGUGAUGGCGCUUGA
Molecule: messenger RNA, 588 nt
Organism: Fonsecaea multimorphosa CBS 102226
Lineage: Eukaryota; Fungi; Ascomycota; Eurotiomycetes; Chaetothyriales; Herpotrichiellaceae
Exons: 2
Coding region: 1-588 (195 amino acids)
Biological process (GO): autophagy of mitochondrion
Cellular component (GO): mitochondrion
Source: RefSeq, a predicted model, not a curated record